This is a messenger RNA of Neltuma alba, 2696 nucleotides long. RefSeq names its product subtilisin-like protease SBT1.6. Gene Ontology annotation, biological process: proteolysis. Bases 16 to 2436 code for a protein of 806 amino acids. The transcript has a single exon. Lineage: Eukaryota; Viridiplantae; Streptophyta; Magnoliopsida; Fabales; Fabaceae. The record is from RefSeq and is a predicted model, not a curated record. Gene Ontology annotation, molecular function: serine-type endopeptidase activity.
ACGAUAUCAUAAUUAAUGAGCCAUCCAAACUCCUCGUCCAGGUGUUCACACACUCUCAGCGGCGAUAUCACUGCACUUAUACCACUCUGCAAGUGCUCUCCCCAGUUUCGAGUACUUGCUUCAAAAAUGGCUCCUUUUCUUCUGCUCUUUUUCCCCCUUUUCACCCAGGGUUUACUUCUUUCCGCUGCUCAGCCUUCCAAUUCCAAAACUUUCAUCUUUCGAAUCAAUUCUGAAAGCAAACCCUCCGUUUUUCCUACUCACUACCACUGGUAUUCCUCCGAGUUCGCCGAACCAACCAGCAUUCUUCAUGUUUACGAGAAUGUCUUCCAUGGUUUUUCUGCGCAUCUUACACAGGACCGGGCUUCUUCAAUCAGCAACCACUCUUCCGUGCUUUCCGUCUUUGAGGAUCGUCGCCGCUUGCUUCAAACCACUCGCUCCCCGCAAUUUCUCGGCCUUCGAACCCAGCGCGGUCUGUGGUCAGAGUCCGACUACGGUUCAGACGUCAUCAUCGGUAUCUUCGACACGGGAAUCUGGCCGGAGCACCGGAGCUUCUCUGAUUUGAAUUUGGGUCCGGUUCCGCGACGCUGGAAAGGAGUUUGCGAGGCUGGAGUCAAGUUCACUGCAAGAAACUGUAACAAGAAAUUAAUCGGCGCGAGAUAUUUCUCCAAAGGUGGCGAAGCAGGUUCGGGCUCUGUGGGUCCGGUGAACCCAAUCAACGAAACCGUUGAAUUCCGAUCGCCGAGGGACGCCGACGGUCAUGGAACGCACACGGCUUCUACGGCGGCUGGUCGGUAUGCUUUUAGGGCAAGCAUGUCUGGUUAUGCUUCUGGAAUUGCAAAGGGCGUGGCACCGAAAGCGCGACUAGCGGUGUACAAGGUGUGCUGGAAGAAUUUAGGCUGCUUCGAUUCUGAUAUUUUGGCCGCAUUCGAUGUCGCUGUAGCAGACGGCGUCGAUGUGAUUUCCCUCUCGAUUGGCGGUGGUGACGGCGUCGUUUCCCCUUUCUAUCUCGAUCCCAUCGCAAUUGGGUCAUACGGUGCGGUUGCCAGAGGUGUCUUGGUUUCCACUUCGGCGGGGAACGACGGGCCUAGUGGAAUGUCAGUGACGAACUCAGCUCCCUGGUUGACCACCGUUGGAGCGGGAACUAUUGAUCGGGAUUUUCCAGCGCAGGUGAUUCUCGGCAAUGGUCGGAAAUUGUCCGGUGUGUCAUUGUACUCCGGAAAGCCAUUAAAUGGCAAAAUGUUUGAACUUGUUUACCCAGGGAAGGCAGGGCUUCUUGUUGAUUCACUGUGUAUGGAAAACUCGCUCGACCCCAAAAUGGUAAAGGGAAAGAUAGUGGUUUGCGAUAGAGGAAGCAGUCCUAGAGUCGUUAAAGGACUUGUGGUGCAGAAAGCUGGUGGGAUUGGAAUGAUUCUAACGAAUGGUAUUUCUAAUGGGGAAGGCGUAGUUGGGGAUCCUCACGUUCUUCCUGCAUGUUCACUUGGUGCUGAUGAAGGAGAGGCCAUAAAAUCAUAUAUUAAAUCCUCUGCUAAUCCCACGGCCACCAUCGAUUUCAAGGGAACUAUGCUAGGAAUCAAGCCUGCACCUGUUGUGGCUUCGUUUUCAGCCAGAGGACCGAGUGGGUUAAACCCACAGAUACUCAAACCGGAUUUGAUCGCACCAGGAGUGAAUAUUCUCGCGGCUUGGACCAACGCAGUGGGUCCUUCUGGUUUAGACGCCGAUUCAAGAAGAACAGAGUUUAACAUCCUAUCGGGCACUUCCAUGGCUUGCCCACAUGUAAGCGGAGCUGGGGCUUUGCUUAAAUCAGCUCAUCCAGAUUGGAGUCCAGCUGCGAUACGAUCAGCGCUGAUGACAACUGCAACCAUAUCUGAUAAUCGCAAUCAACCCAUGAUUGAUGAGGCCUCGGGGAAUGCUUCCACGCCGUAUGAUUUUGGUUCCGGGAAUCUUAAUUUGGGUCUUGCAAUGGAUCCUGGGUUAGUAUAUGAUAUUUCUGCACAUGAUUACGUUAACUAUAUGUGCUCAAUUGGGUAUGUGGAGAACGAAAUUCAGGUGAUCACAAGGAUACCGGUGAAGUGUCCGGGUAGGAAGGCAGUGCCGGAGAAUUUGAAUUACCCGUCAUUCGUUGCUCUGUUUCAGGGCGCGUCCAAAGGGGUGUCAAGAAAGACGUUUAUUCGAACCGUGACGAACGUGGGGGCGGUGAAUUCGGUUUACAGAGUUAAAGUGGAGUCGCAGCCCAAAGGGGUGAUUGUGAGUGUAAAGCCUUCGGAGCUUGUGUUCUCGGACGGUGUCAGAAAGCGUAGGUUUGUCCUGACGGUGACGGCAGAUACCCGUAAUGUGGUGGUGGGUCCGUCUGGAGCGGCUUUCGGGUCGGUUUCAUGGACCGAUGGGAAGCACGUGGUUCGUAGUCCCAUAGUCAUUACUCAAGUAGUACCGUUGUAAACCCGGAUCAUGCCUUCUUGAUCGAGCCGCGCGAAGUUGAGAAUAGUAACGUUAUAUUUGCUUUUUCUUCCUCGUUGUCAGAAAGCAGGAAGGAGCUAGCUAGCUCAGAGAUAGUUCCCUCUUUGUUGGUUUGUUGACUUUUUAUUUUGGCCAUAGCUUGUGUUUCCUUUGAAUUAAAUUUCGCGAUGUAUCAUUUGCCGACCUAAACAUAUCUCCUUGUAUACUCUACUUGAGAGGUUAAUUUAUUCAUAGUCAUUUUA